Molecule: messenger RNA, 1709 nt
Organism: Helianthus annuus (common sunflower)
Lineage: Eukaryota; Viridiplantae; Streptophyta; Magnoliopsida; Asterales; Asteraceae
Exons: 8
Coding region: 9-1709 (566 amino acids)
Molecular function (GO): protein binding
Source: RefSeq, a predicted model, not a curated record
CUGAAGAGAUGAUCUCAACAAUCCUCCCCCAGCAACAGCCACAAGCAGCAACAUACAAUUAUCCUUGUGGAGAUCUACUUGAACGGGAAAGAAGAAGAGAGUACAUUGGUAUUUGUGUUCCUCUAUAUAAAGCAUCCAUCAAAGGAGAUUGGGAGGCUGCAAGCAUCAUCAUUAAGGGAUGUGAAAAUCUGGUACGGUUUAGUAUCACUGAAAUUAAGGAAACACCACUUCACCUUGCUGCAAGGGCCAGAAGCCAUGUCUUUGUUAGAAAUCUUUUGGACAUGAUGGAAACAGAAGACUUGAAACUGCAGAAUGAAGAUGGGAACACUGCUUUCUGUUUGGCGGCCACAGCUGGAGACGUUAGAAUAGCUAAGAUCAUGGUUGAGAAGAAUCCGGAAGUGCUCACGAUCCGUGGUACUGGGAACAUGAUGCCACUCUAUCUUGCUGCUUCUAAUAAUUGCCAUGAAAUGGUGAAAUAUCUCUACUGUGAACCAAUGGCAACUGAUGGCUUGACAGAUGAUGAUUGGAACAAGGUUUUCUUAAAAUGCGCCGAGUGUGAACUUUUUGGUCCAGGUUUCGGGACCGAAGCUGACUUAGUCGCCAAGUUAGCUAUAAUUGAAAAGUAUGGGCCAUCAAUUUCGUUUAUAAAUGAUCUUGAUAUUGAUUAUAUGAAUGUGGAGAUUAGUCAAAUCCGAACAAACAACACACCCGGAUAUUAUAAGAUUACACAAACGCCAGCUAGUUUUCUUACAUUGAAUCUUGGAUCUAAUCGGAUUAUAAAAUCUUUUGUAGAUGUUGCACUACGUAUAUUGGCCGACCAUGAGGAAAUAGUCCUCCUUCAUGAAGAGAGUAUAUGGAACGUGUUGUACGUAUUGGCUAGAAAGCCAUAUGCAUUUUAUGAAAUAACACAACCUGUUGUCCACAGAGUCAUCAAUUCAAGAUCAAUGAAGGAUACCGUAACUCAAAUCAGAGACAAAGAGGGUAAUAAUAUAUUGCAUUCAGUUGCAAUGAAUUCAGGGAAAAACCCACAGGAUAACGCGUGGGGAGCUGCAUAUCAAAUGCGGCAUGAAUUACUAUGGUUUAAGGAAGUAUCUUUAAUGGUUCCACCUCAAUCCAAAGAAAUGAAGAAUGCACAGGGCCUCACACCAUCAGAACUGUUCACUAAUAACCACAAAGCUCUAGCUUUAGAAGGUGAGGCACUGAUAAAAGGUACAAUUGGCCAAUCCAUGGUGGCUGCUACACUUAUAUCCACGAUUGGAUUUUCAGUUGUUUUUACAAUUCCAGGUGGAUAUAACCAAAACAACGGUUUUCCUAUAUUCCUCCAAAACAAAGUCUUCACGCUAUUUAUCAUACUGGAUGCCAUUUCUUUUCUCUUAUCUUCAUUUUCAAUCAUCACGUUCUUAACCAUCAUGGUUACUAGUUAUGGUCAAAAUGAUUUUGUGGAAACACUACCACAAAAUUUAUUAUUGGGUCAAGCAACACUUAUUCUCUCGAUAUUUACGACUAUGAUAGCUUUUAUUGCAAGCUUUUUUGUUCUGUACCAUAGUAGUUUGUCAAUUGUUAUUGCCUUACUAGCUACUAUACCAGCCAUGUUGCUCUCUAAGCAACAAUAUCAUGUAGCCGCAAAAGUGUCUCGCUUGUACAAACCAUGGCAUCACUUUCAUCCAAAUUUGAGGCAUGUGCUUCACUAUCAGAACCCAAGGUUUUAG